AUGGAACCACUGGAUGAGACAACCAGCUUGUUACCAAUCCCAGAACAAGAGGAAAUCGGUGACCUCGAGGUCGAGUAUCACAAACACAAUCUGGCGUUGCCCAAGCUACCCAUUUUAACUUCGCUAUGGCUGGGAAGCUUCAUCAGUUCUCUGGACGGCACAGUCGUUGCGAACAUUAUGAACAGGGUCGCUGAAGAGUUUGCUGAAUCUGACAGGAAGCAAUGGAUUGCGACCAGCUUUCUGUUAACCAACACUGCGUUUCAGCCGCUUUACGGCAAGCUUUCUGAUGUGACAGGGAGAAAGUUUGCCCUUUUGACUGCCUACACGUUCUUUGGACUGGGUUGUCUUCUCACCUGCUUUGCUCGAAAUGUGACUGAGUUUGCCGUUGCCCGGGCAAUUUGCGGUAUUGGCGGCGGUGGAAUCAAUGCUUGCAGUAGCAUCACUGUGAGUGACAUCUGUACCGCGAAGGAGCGCGGUAUCUACCAAGGCUACGCCAAUAUUGUGUUCGGAUUGGGUCAAAUGCUAGGCGCCCCGAUCGGAGGACUGUUCAUAGACACCGUUGGCUGGAGGGCCAUCUUUGGCAUCCAAGUGCCAGUCAUUCUGUUGAGCGCCAUCCUGGCUUUCAAAAACGUAAACAUCAAGUUAAGCCACGUUCCUCCGGUCCGCUACAGGUUUACUCGCAAGAACUUGUCGCGUAUCGACUUUCUAGGCUCUCUGACAUUGGCGUUGAGCAUAUGUGGUUUGCUACUUAUCUGCUCCACUGAUUUGAACAAGAAAGCCCUUGCCGUGCUCACCGGUGCGGCUUUUGCCCUCUUCCUCUGGGUUGAAUUGUGCUUUGCCACCGAGGCAAUCUUGCCCUUCAAGCUACUGAGCGGUUCCUUCGGGCUGGCCUCCGUGGCCACGGUUUGCUCCUCCUUUAUCAUCUUUGGUGACAUUUUCAGAUCUCCCAUCUACCUGCAGCUGAUCCACGACAUCAGCGUCACGCAGACGGGUUUAUUUCUGAUCUUCCCGUCCAUUGCCGUCGCCGCUGGCUCGUUGGCGGCGGGAUACGUCCUGCGCCACAGCAAGAUGCAGCUGGACCGCUGCGCCUAUCUGAUAGUUCUGUUCGGCAUCGCGUUCCAGCUACUCGGCCUGACAGCGAACUACUACCUGGUCAGCAUCGUGGAGCCUGCGCUUUCCACGCACGGGGAGCACUCCGUCGCUGCGGCUGCCGUCCGCUUCGCCUCGCAGUCGUUUUCCUGGAAGAUCCUGUUUGUGCUCGACAGCGUGCUGGUCGGCUUCGGCUACGCGUGCCUGCUCGUGGCGACCCUGGUCAGCAUCGUCUUCUCGAUCGAAAAGUCGCAGCAGGCCACCAUGACGGGCAUCUUCUACCUGUGGAGGUCGAUCGGCAACGUGCUAGGCGCCUCGCUGACCCUCGUUAUCUUCGACAAGAGUCUCGCCCGCUCGCUGUGGCACUACAUGUUCCACUCCGACGGCGUGUCCUACGACUUCACCGCCGACGAGUACUACGAGCUGCUGAGCGACACCAGCUACCUGAGAUCGCACUUCCCGCCCAAGAUCCUCAGAGGCCUGCUUGCCGUCUACCGGACGGCGUUCCAAGUCUCCUUCUGGCCCAACAUCGGGCUGGCGAUCGCGGGCCUCGCCGCGUCCUGCUUCCUCAUCAGAACAGUUCCAAAAACUACGUAG
Torulaspora globosa is the source of this 1686-nucleotide messenger RNA. It is a transcript of the gene VBA1, whose product is annotated as Vba1p. The record is from RefSeq and is a predicted model, not a curated record. The transcript has a single exon. Bases 1 to 1686 code for a protein of 561 amino acids. Gene Ontology annotation, molecular function: basic amino acid transmembrane transporter activity. Gene Ontology annotation, biological process: basic amino acid transport; transmembrane transport. Gene Ontology annotation, cellular component: fungal-type vacuole membrane. NCBI's taxonomy places the organism in Eukaryota, Fungi, Ascomycota, Saccharomycetes, Saccharomycetales, Saccharomycetaceae.